GGCACAUGCAGCCAAAAGUGGGCAUUGAAAUCAAAACAAGAAAAAAAAAUUAUAGCACAAAUUCCACCGUGACUUGCAAUCCCACUUUCACUAGAUGAAAGUUUCCAUUUUUGCAAUUGCCACUCAUAUGGGUGCAAUGGGCAGAUGAAAUUGCAAACUUGGGCCACGUAGGAAUGAAAGUGGGGAGAGUCAAACCGAUGGAGAUGCUCUAACUAAUCACCGAUACUCCGGUCUCCGCCAGAUACUAUAUCUAUUAGAGAUAAUGUAAAAUAAAAUGUAUUUGCAGUUGAGACAAAGGAAUAUAAAGAUUCAGAGAUAGAGCAGCGCAAAGCAUGAAGAAUCAGCUUAUCUUGCCGAAACCAACGACGAUGCUCUGGAUUCGGACGACUUGUGUUGUCUUCUGUGAUUGUAGAUGCUGGUGCAACAGUUGAGCCAUCAAUAAAGCCGAUCAACCCCAAUCCCAUGAGCAGCGUUUCAAGUUGUGACCGCCAAGAAUUGAAGUUCGUUGGUGUGAGUUUCAGAGGCAAUUGUGCGGCUGGGUUGAAGGUGAUGAUAGAGUCGUCAGUGAACGCAACAGGUGCGGUAUUUGAAACAGAGGAGCCUGACAUGGUGACUGACUGUAGAGAUCACACAAGCAGGAAGAGAGGUAAGGCAAGUAAGAAUAAGAUUGGAUCGGAUCUAGCGGAGCGUUGCUAGCUCUGAUACCAUGAAAGAGUUUUGAGAAAAAAAGUAUGUGGAGAAUAUUUUGCUUGAUUCUCAUUGAGUGUAAAUCCAAACUAAUAUACAGGAGUUUACAACAGAAAGAUGCCCACGUUCCUAAAGGUUAGGAACUGAAUAGGUGUGGGAUACAUACGUGGGAAAUACAGAAAAUAAAAAAUACAUUUUAUUUUACAUUAUCUCUAAUAAUAUCUUUCAAAUUUU
Molecule: messenger RNA, 921 nt
Organism: Linum trigynum
Lineage: Eukaryota; Viridiplantae; Streptophyta; Magnoliopsida; Malpighiales; Linaceae
Source: the annotation of a GenBank genome assembly